CUUACUUAAUUUAUUAUCAUUCACUUAUUUUUCCUUCGGGACCCGACCCGACCCGAAUAGAGCGAAAUCGAUAUGGAUAAUUUGUAUCACCUGAUCUAGUAUUGAUUCAUUUUUUUUUCUCGAUCUCUGAAAAUAGAGAAUUUGUACUACCGAUUCGAGCUAAUUUAGUAUUUAGACGUAGUUAAUUGAUUGUUUUUUUAUCGAUCUCGGACCUGAAUAAUUUGUAUAACGUAUUCGAAAUGAUUUGGUGUUGAGGCGUCGUUAAUUGUUUGUUUGUUUGUUUGUUUGUUUAUCGAUCUCUGAGCUGAAUAAAGCGAAAUGGAUAUAGAGAAUUUUAUAUAAUUGAUUCAAUCUAAUUUAAUAUUGAGGUGUAGUUUAAUUGAUUACUUUUUUCUCGAUCGCUGACCUGAUAGAUAGGGAAAUUUGUACAACUGAUUUGAGCUAAUUUAGAGAAAUGGAUAUAUAGGGAAGUUUGUAUAACUGAUUCGAGCUAAUUUGGUAUUGAGGUGUAGGUAAUUGAUUUGUUUUUUUUAUUGAUCUCUGACCUGAUUAGCGAGACAUGGAUAUAUAGGAUUUGUAUUACUGAUUCGAGCUAGUUUAAUAUUGAGGCGUGGUUAUGGUUAGUUGAUUUUUUUUUUUUUUUUUGGUUUUUUUUGGUUGAGAUCUGAACUGAUUAGAGUGAAAUGGAUUUAGAGAAUUUGUAUAACCGAUUAGAGCUAAUUUAGUAUUGAGGUGUGGUUAAUUGAUUUUUUUUUAAUAUUACUUAAUGUUGAGACGUAGUUAGUUGUUUGUUUCUUUAAUAUUUCUUAAUGUUGAGACUUAGUUAGUUGUUUUUUUAUCGAUCUCUAUUGUGUAACUGAUUAAAACUGAAUUAGUAUUGAGACAUAGUUAGUUUUUUUUAAAAAAAUAUUACUUAAUGCCGAGACUUAGUUAGUUGUUUUUUAAUGAUCUCUAUUGUGUAACCGAUUCGAGCUAAUUUAGUAUUGAGGUGUAGUUAAUUGAUUGUUUUUUUCCUCGAUCUCUUACAUGAUUAGUGCGAAAUAGAUAUAGAGAAUUUGUAUUUAAUUGUUUUUUUUAAUCGAUUUGUGACCUGAAUAGAGAGAAAUGUAUAUAGAGAGCUGAUUUAGUAGUGAGGUGUAGUUAAUUGAUUGUUUCUUUCUCGAUCUCUGACCUGAUUCUAAACAAUGGCUAAAUAAUUAAAAAGCGGUUCGAAAAAUGGCCAUACCACCCAAUUAGUAGCCCCCCAUUAUUCAAGAUGGAUAAGGUGGACCAGAAGGUCAACCAUUUUUGACCAAGUACUCAUACCAAAUACCAACACCAUUUCUUCUCCAAUCACAAUUCACAAACAAACCCUAGAAUCCUUCAACGAACAAUGAACGACCUCGAAGCAAAAUCACCAUGGGGAAACAACCAGUUAAGCUGAAGGCAGUUGUAUACGCUUUAUCACCAUUUCAACAGAAAGUAAUGCCUGGUUUAUGGAAGGAUCUACCUGGUAAGAUCCAUCACAAAGUUUCCGAAAAUUGGAUUAGCGAGUGCACCAGUAAGUACUUAUUUAUUCUGUUUUCUUUUGCUUAAUUUAUUAUAAUUCACUUGUUUUUUGUUUGGGCUAGGAUUUGAAUAGAUAAAAAUGGAUAUGUAGAGAAUUUAUUUAACUGAUUCGAACUGAUUUAGUUUUAGGCGUAGUUAAUUGAUUGUUUUUUCUCGAGAUCUCUGCCCUGAUUAGAGGGAAAUGGAUAUAGGGGAUUUGUUACAAUAGGGGAUUUUGAUCAUUUGGGCUAGGAUCCGAAUAGAAAAUGUAUAGAGAAUAUAUUUAAUUGGUUUUUUUUCCCUCGAUAUCUGACCUGAUUAGAGUGAAAUGGAUAUAGUGAUUAAGGGUACAGGGCUUUUGUUCAAUUGGCAAAGGUAGGAGGUAUACUAUCGAGUAGAUAAAUCUAUAUAGGGAGUUUCGAUCUUCUGGGCUAGGAUCCGAAUAGAGAAAUGGAUGUAGAGAGAAUUUGUAUGAUUGAUUCAUGCUAAUUUAAUACUGAGGUGUAGUUAAUUGAUUGCUUUUUCCUUGAUCUCUGACCUGAUUAGCGCGAAAUUGAUAUAGGGUAGUCAUGGGUCCAGGGCUUUGGUUCAAUUGACAAGCUGAAACAGUGGAUUUCUCGAUAAUAAAGAAAUGGAUAUUAGGGAUUAUAUAGCUUACCCUGACUAAUUUAGUAUGGACUCUGUCCUAUGUAGAGCAUAAUGGUUAAUAUAGGUGAUCUAUGGCUGCAUGGAUUUGGUUAAAUUGGCAAAGGGGACUUAUGGCUCUAGGGCUUUGGUUCUAUUGGCAUAGGUAUGGGGCCAUUAUCCAUCGAGUUUCAAAACUGAAACAAUGAACUUCUUGAUCAACAUAAGGUGGACAAAGGGGAAGUAAUAGCUGAUCCAAACUAAUUUAUUAUUGAGGCGUAGUUAAUUGAACGUUCAAGUACUGAGCGGAUAUUCAAACGUAUAUUCGUGUGAGAGCAAAGGCUUAGGCUGAAAACUGAUUGAAGGCGGACCAAGAGUAUUACCUGUGAGAAUUUAUUAGGAUGGCUCUGGGGAACUUAUUGCUCGAGGAAUUUGGUACAAUUGGCAGAGGUAGUUAGGGGGCCUCUUGUCCACUGAGUUUGAAGCUGAAACAACAGAUUUCUCGGUCACAAGUCGUGGACAAAGGGGAUUUACCUAGCUGACUGUAACUAAUUUAGUACUGAUGGGUGGUUGAUUGUUGUUUUGCGUUGGGACUCUGAAAUGAAUAAUCUUAAUGAAUAUUGCAGAUUUAUAUAGCCAACCGGACCCCAACUAAUUUAGGAAUGCGGUGUAGUUGAUUGAUUGACUUUUUCCUGGGCUCUGACUUCACACCCUACCCUGUCUUUACCAUUUUUGUCUGCUUAGAGCCUUAGACUGCAUAGAUUGAUGUUGUUGAUUGUUUGAUCGAUUGCAUAUGAUAUGAAAAGGUUGGAAUUUUUGUUUUACUUUCAUAUACAAUUGUCUAUCGAAAACAACAUCUCUACCCUCACAAGGUAGGGGUAAGGCUGGGUACACACCACCCUCCCCAGACCCAACUUAUGGGAUUUCACUGGGUAUGUUGUUGUUCUUCUUGAUAUACAAUUCCUUGAUUAGAUUCAUGACCACGUGAAUCAUUUAUGAAGAGCCUCUGGAAAAGACUUUGAUUUGCUUUUUUGUUUACAUGAAAAACUUAGGCUUAAAUAUUGCCUAUUAAUCUAGUUUUCCUAGAUAUUGCUUACCUAAACCGUCCAUGGAGUGGUUAAUUCUAAUCAAACUAAUUUUGCGUCUGCUUAUUGGUAAGCCGAUUAUUCAGAGAAUUUCGAACCAUGCGCUUCUUGCCCUCAAGAAUUCAUUGAUUACAACAAUAACAUAAUACCCAGUUGAAUCCCACAAUGUGGGGUCUGGGGAGGGUAAAGUGUACGCAGACCUUACCCCCACCUUGGAAGGUAGGGAGGCUAUUUCCGAAAGACCAUCGGCUCAGAAGAAAAUAAGAAAAACAAGGGAAAAGAGUCAGAUGCGGACAAGCAAAUCAAAACAAUGCGAAAAUUAAAAAUAGCAAGAGCAACGAAGUCAUGAUAGAACAACAAAGAUAGACAAGACCAACACAUAGAAGUAGGCUAAAAAUACUCCUAAUACGAGAAAGGAAACCUCGCGGCCCCCACUAUCCCUCUACCCUGAUACUCGACCUCCACCCUUUCCUAUCGCCGGUCAUGUCCUCGGUAAGCUGGAGUAACGCCAUGUCCUGCAGAAUCACCUCUCCCCAGGCCUUCUUUGGCCUACCCCUCCCUCUCUUCAGGCUCACCACGGCUGUCUUCUCACACCUCCUCACUGGCGCAUCAGCGCAUCUCCGCUGCACAUGGCCGAACCACCUCAACCUCCCUUCCCGCAUCUUAUCCACCACAGGUGCCCCACUCACCUUAUCCCGAAUCACUUCAUUCCGAAUCCUGUCUCUCCUGGUGUGCUCGCACAUCCAUCUCAGCAUCCGCAUCUCAGCUACCUUUAUCUUCUGGACAUGCGCUUUCUUAACUGGCCAACAUUCCGUCCCAUACAACAUAGCCGGUCUAACUACCGCUUUGUAGAACUUUCCCUUUAGAAUAGGCGGCACCUUCUUAUCGCACAACACCCCCGAUGCGAGCUUCCAUUGAUUCCAUUAUAUAAUCAAGAAUUCAUUGAUUAUAUAAGAAAAAACACCAAGUAAUAAAAUGCAACUCUGAGUGAGGGAUGUAGCUUAGAAGUGGAACAUACUCCUACUCCUACUCCAUUACCCGGGCUUUAGUUGGGCUAUAAUACCUCAUAGAGAGAAUAGGCAUAAGACUACAGUCCUUUCAGAAAAAGGAAAAAAAAAACAGUACUAGUUUCAUUCCCUUCACAUAUUAUGAGUUGCACACCAAACUUGCUGAUGGCAGAUGCUACUAUAAGGAUUUAACCUCCUGAAGUUAAAUCCAUUUUGCUUUAAAAUAAACUCACAGACUGGAAAAGAUAUUGAAAUGGAUAUAUAGCUUGAUUAGUGGAGAGAUUUUUUUUUUUGAUGUAGUGAAGAUAAGUGGAGACUAAUUUUUAUUAGGAGUUGUCUGCUGUUUGAUAUCGUUCUGCCUGUGAUUUUGUUGUGUCUACCAGUUUUUUGGGACCUGUUCCCCCGGAGCAGAAUAUAAUGACAUGGAGGAGAAAGACAUGUCUAGAGGGUAAUGGAGCAGGUCCAUGUCCUAAAUUAAAUGAGCAGCUUUAUUAGAAUAAUUUUAAAACAUUAUAAGGGGAACAAAGAAGGGGAGCCUUGGCGUAACUGGUAAAGUUGCUGCCAUGUGACCAGGAGGUCACGGGUUCGAGCCGUGGAAACAGCCUCUUGCAGAAAUGCAAGGUAAGGUUGCGUACAACAGACCCUUGUGGUCCGGCCCUUCCUCGGACCCCGCGCAUAGCGGGAGCUUAGUGCACCGGGCUGCCCUUUUUUUUUAAUAAGGGGAACAAACAAUUUCGCGCUAACGGAUAAAUCUAUUUUGAUCAGCACGAAUAAUAUUUUAGAAAAAGAUGACAAGUUUACAACUCUGGUCUUAUAAAGUUUGCUU
Messenger RNA from Lycium barbarum (goji berry), 5069 nucleotides. Its product is annotated as cytochrome b-c1 complex subunit 8-like. Lineage: Eukaryota; Viridiplantae; Streptophyta; Magnoliopsida; Solanales; Solanaceae. The transcript has a single exon. Gene Ontology annotation, biological process: mitochondrial electron transport, ubiquinol to cytochrome c. The record is from RefSeq and is a predicted model, not a curated record. The coding region runs from base 1399 to 1575 and encodes 58 amino acids.